GAAACUAGCGAUAAGACCUGGCUGAGGUGGACUAAUCGCUGGAGGGGAAAGAACUGGGAAGGAAGACCGGUAUCGCUUUACGAGAAAUUAAAAAUGCAAAGCUUUAAGGUGUUUACGAUAUUUUCAGCAGCGCUGUUGGCGUUUUCAGUCGACGCAACGGUUUACUUUAAAGAGCAAUUCCUCGACGGAGAUGCGUGGACGAGUCGGUGGGUGAACUCCGAACACAAAUCUGACUACGGACAGUUUAAACUUACUGCUGGAGACUUCUACGGUGAUGCAGAGAAAGACAAAGGUUUGCAAACCAGCCAGGAUGCCCGCUUCUAUGCUACGUCUGCACGGUUCGAGCCGUUCAGCAACGAGGGCAAAAGCCUGGUGGUCCAGUUCACUGUGAAACACGAGCAGAAGAUCGAUUGUGGGGGCGGCUACGUGAAAGUCUUCCCUGCUGACCUCAAUCAGGCUGAUCUGCAUGGAGACUCGCAGUACUACAUCAUGUUCGGUCCAGAUAUCUGUGGUUACAGCACAAAAAAGGUCCAUGUCAUCUUUAACUAUAAAGGCAAGAACCACCUCAUCAAGAAAGACAUCAAGUGUAAAGACGAUGAGCUGACACACCUCUACACGCUGAUUCUGAACCCAGACCAGACCUACGAGGUAAAGAUCGACAACGAGAAGGUGGAGUCUGGCUCCCUGGAAGAGGACUGGGACUUUCUGCCUCCUAAGAAGAUCAAGGACCCUGAAGCCAAGAAGCCUGAGGAUUGGGACGAUCGUGCCAAGAUCGAUGACGAGACGGACACCAAGCCCGAGGACUGGGACAAACCUGAGAAUAUUCCAGAUCCUGAUGCCAAGAAGCCUGAAGACUGGGAUGAAGAUAUGGAUGGUGAAUGGGAGCCUCCCAUGAUCCCCAACCCAGAAUACAAGGGAGAGUGGAAACCGAAGCAGAUUGAUAACCCCAACUACAAAGGAAUCUGGGAGCACCCUGAGAUCGACAACCCCGAGUACAGCCCUGACUCUGAGAUCUAUAAGUUUGACAACAUCGGAGUUAUUGGGCUGGAUCUGUGGCAGGUCAAGUCCGGGACCAUUUUCGACAACUUCCUGAUUGCAGAUGAUGCAAAAGAAGCAGAGGAGUUUGGAAAAAAUACAUGGGGUGUUACUAAGGGUCCAGAGAAGAAAAUGAAAGAUGAGCAAGAUGAAAAGAAACGCAAAGAGGAAGACGAAAAGAAUAAGGAGCAGGACACCACGACGGAUGAUGACGACGACAGCGAUAACGAUGACGACGACGACAACGAUGAGGAGGAGGGAAAGGAGGAGACAACGGAGGAGCCUGACGUAGAGGGAGAGGAGGAUGAUGCUCAGCCAAAAGAUGAAUUAUAAACCCGGAAGUGCUUCCUCAGCGCAUGCGUUCUGGCACCAGGGAUACAGCUUCAGGGCAUCGGGUCAAAACGACGGCAAUGGAAUGCACCUUUUUUUUUUGUUUGUUUUUUGCAUUUUAUGUUGAACAGAAAGCAAAUUUCAGAUUUAGAAUUCAAUGUUGUUUUUGGGUGUGUGUUAUUUCUUUGGGGGAAGAUGAAGUUAGGAUGCAGGUGUGGGAUUUAGGGUUUGAAAUCUUUCAUAAAUCUUGUCCUUUUUGCCUCAUGGAAAAAAAUAGUUCAGACAACUUUGCCCAGUUUCAUUCUGUGGAUUUUUUUUUUUUUUUUUUUUUUUUUUUUUUUUUUUUUUUUUUUUUUUUUUUAUAUAUAUACAGAAAACCUGAAGUCUUGAAGUUAACACAGAUGUAAAUAAGUUGAAGUUACAUGUUCACAACAGGGGAGAAGAUUUCUACCUUGUAAGAAUGUGAUGACUUGCGAAAGUGAAUGAUUGCAGAUAAUUAUAUUAGACAUAAAAUCCAGAGCAACUCUUUCUGCUCUAGACAUUCCGUGAUUUCUUUUUUUCCCCCUCUCUCUCUCUCUGGCACUGAUUGUUUUGUUUUGUUUUUUUCUGUCUCUAAACAAGACAUUGAAUGUGAUCCACUCUUUCCAGCUCUAUUUAUUUAACAGAAAGGUCUGAGUAAUUUGACCCACAACACCAUUUUUUUGGUUUUUUUUACACACUGUGAAGAUGGUGACCAACAUGCCUUGUUCAAACUGUUUAAUAAGCAUCUUAGCACUAAGGGCAUCAUAACCUAAAGCAGAGAUUUUCCAACGUCAAUUACAUAAGACCUUAAUGUCAUGAUACUUCUGGUCACUUUGCUCAGUCAUCGGUUGUGUCUGUGAUGCCAAUACUUUUAAUAAAAGAAUUUAUUAAUGAA
Molecule: messenger RNA, 2281 nt
Organism: Ictalurus punctatus (channel catfish)
Lineage: Eukaryota; Metazoa; Chordata; Actinopteri; Siluriformes; Ictaluridae
Gene: calr3b
Product: calreticulin 3b
Exons: 9
Coding region: 94-1368 (424 amino acids)
Biological process (GO): protein folding
Cellular component (GO): endoplasmic reticulum; endoplasmic reticulum membrane
Molecular function (GO): calcium ion binding
Source: RefSeq, a predicted model, not a curated record